GAGGGCUGGUCCCACAGUGAGCUGUAGCCCUGCCCGCCGGCCAUGGGAGAGGCUUAAAACAAACGCCGGAAGCAACUCCCAGCCCCAGAAAGAUCUGUGACCGGCAGCGCCAGACCUGCCUGCCUUCCUGACUUCUGUUCCAGGGCAAAGGUCAUUUAGCCGCUUGAAUCAGCCUUUUUUCCCCCCCUUCCCCAACUUUGUUUACCAGAUAAGGAAGGUCAGCAUUCAAAGUCAAGAAGCGCCUCUUAUCUUCCCCUGCGUUCUACAAAUAGUUCCGUGAGAAAGAUGGCCGGGAACUCGAUCCUGCUGGCUGCUGUCUCUAUUCUCUCGGCCUGUCAGCAAAGUUAUUUUGCUUUGCAAGUUGGAAAGGCAAGAUUAAAAUACAAAGUUACACCCCCAGCAGUCACUGGGUCACCAGAGUUUGAGAGAGUAUUUCGGGCACAACAAAACUGUGUGGAGUUUUAUCCUAUAUUCAUAAUUACAUUGUGGAUGGCUGGGUGGUAUUUCAACCAAGUUUUUGCUACUUGUCUGGGUCUGAUGUACAUAUAUGGCCGUCACCUAUACUUCUGGGGAUAUUCAGAAGCUGCUAAAAAACGGAUCACUGGUUUCCGACUGAGUCUGGGGAUUUUGGCCUUGUUGACCCUCCUAGGUGCCCUGGGAAUUGCAAACAGCUUUCUGGAUGAAUAUCUGGACCUCAAUAUUGCCAAGAAACUGAGGCGGCAAUUCUAACUUUUUCUCUUCCCUUUAAUGCUUGCAGAAGCUGUUCCCACCAUGAAGGUAAUUUGGUAUCAUUUGUUAAAUAAAAAUAAAUAAAUAAAGUCUUUAUUCUGUU
Chlorocebus sabaeus (green monkey) is the source of this 832-nucleotide messenger RNA. RefSeq names its product microsomal glutathione S-transferase 2 (gene MGST2). Lineage: Eukaryota; Metazoa; Chordata; Mammalia; Primates; Cercopithecidae. The record is from RefSeq and is a predicted model, not a curated record. Gene Ontology annotation, molecular function: glutathione transferase activity; enzyme activator activity; leukotriene-C4 synthase activity. Gene Ontology annotation, biological process: leukotriene biosynthetic process. Gene Ontology annotation, cellular component: nuclear envelope; membrane; endoplasmic reticulum.